AUGGAUUCAAAAGUUCGUCGAUUAUCCUACAAUCAGGCAAAUUGCUCACCCGAGUUCUAUUCACGGGAUUUCGUCAAAACAAACACAAAGAACGGCUCGAUGAAGAUAAACGACGAGAAAAAUGGGAAACUAUUUGCGGCUGACGGUUGCUAUUUGCUGGAUCGUGAUGAUGAGGACGUCGGCGAGAAGCAGUUUCACGAAUUUCAACAAGUGCUCAAGUGGAUGGGCUUUCUUGUGGAUGUGAAAUCAUGCAACGAGCUGCCUUUUCUUCAGCGCUUAUGGCUUUGCUUUUUUCUUCUCAUUAGUAUUUAUUCUGUCAUCUUUGAUCUCUUUUUUCUCUUUUCCGACUUUCACGCAAAUCUCGCCCCAAGCACGAUGGUUGUGUCGGCGAUCACCUUUCAAUCGUCACUCUCUUUGAUUUUCCUACUUCGUUGGCAGAAAAAUCUCAAAUUUCAACACUUUUUUCACAUGUAUAAACACUCAAAAAUUCGAGGUGUUGACGAGCUUAACGAGUCACAGAAACGGAUUCAUUCCGGCAAUCGAAAGCUAUUUUGGGGACUUCAGAUCUACAGCCUCAUCACGAUGCUCGUCUUUUAUCUAGCCAUCUGGAGUGGAUUGUUGGCUAAACUCGUUCAUCCGUCCUUUUUCCGACUUUUUUAUUAUCCUCAAUUUAUCCACGUUCGACCACUACUUUUCGUACUUUACUUAUCACUAGUCGUCUACAACCUUGCCACUUAUUUGUGUCUAACGAAUGCAUUACAUUGUGAAUUAAAGAAAUACAAUUAUAAAAUUGAUCAGUUAAACAACUCCCCAAGUGAGUCAAUAAGGGCAAAUUUGGAGGCCCUCAUCCACGAGCACACCCAGAUCACAAAGUGCAUUCAAACGAUGGACGAGUUGUAUAAAGUCUUUGCUUUUUCGGUGACAGCUUGUGUGAUCCCGUUGACGAUUUUUGUGCUCACUCUCGUCCUUACACGGUCAAAUCUGAUGGAGUUAUUGAUUAGCCUCCCCACCGUAGGCUUUUGUAUGUUUGAGCUAUAUGCAAUCAUGUACUCGUCGAGGAUAUCGGAUGAACUAAAUAAAUCGAAAACGCUUCUCUGUAUGAAUCACAGUGUUUGGCUACCAUAUGAGGAGAGUCUCAACAAGAUUGCCCUCACCCUGGCCAUUCAUCUCGAUCAGCCUGAUCUCGGCAUAACUCUCUGGGGUUUCACCCGAGUCACCAAGCCGCUCAUUCUCACGAUGGUUUCCGGUAUGAUGACUUGUCUUGCGUUUCUUCUCGAUUUGAAACCAAGUGACGAGCAUUCAACUAGUUGUGAUUGUGCCUUGAAAAAAACGAAUGAUAUAAACAUU
This is a messenger RNA of Mesorhabditis belari, 1347 nucleotides long. The record is from the annotation of a GenBank genome assembly. Lineage: Eukaryota; Metazoa; Nematoda; Chromadorea; Rhabditida; Rhabditidae.